AUGAAGGUGACUUCAAAAGCCGCCGCAGGACUUUUGGGCCUCCUGUGCUCUCAAGCAGUGGAGGUCCACGCCCACAUGUCGGCAGCUCACCUUCUAGUCAACGGUAGCGAUCUCGGGCAGUUUACUUAUGUCCUAAAAACUACUCCCGCAGUUCCUCCUUCUUACUAUUCUCUUCCAGAGACUAGCCUGGUAGGGCAUACGAUCCCCCAGUACGAUAAUGAAGGCAUCAUUACGACAAAUGCUACAUGUGGGAUCAGUCCAUGGCACUCCAUGAACACGACUAAGAUUGCGGAUGUCGUCGCUGGAAGCGAAGUUGGGUUCCGAGUGCUCAACGAUACUGAAGUGGGUUUCAGUGGGCAGUUUGCCGCGUUUUACCACCCCGGACCAGCCUCAGUCUGGCUAUCUAAGGCCCCGAACAACAAUGUCAAAGCCUACCGAGGGGAGGGAGAUUGGUUCAAGAUCGCCUAUGCCGGGCCGUUGAACGAUACAACGUGGUCCAAUUAUCAGCAGAGACUCAACCCGUAUGAUUAUUCGACCUGGCAAGACACUCUCAAUUUCACAAUCCCUAAAAGAACACCCCCGGGAGAGUAUUUGAUGCGUUUCGAGUACCUUUACCCCAACAGCCAUAUCGGUUACAGUCAAUGGAAUAUUAAUUGCGCGCUGGUAAAUAUUAUGGGCCCUGGGGGAUCGGAGCCGCCUGCGUCCGCUUUGGCAAAGUUCCCGGGCACGUAUAAUCGCGAAGACGCUAGUAAGUUGACAUAG
Messenger RNA from Periconia digitata, 762 nucleotides. NCBI's taxonomy places the organism in Eukaryota, Fungi, Ascomycota, Dothideomycetes, Pleosporales, Periconiaceae. The record is from the annotation of a GenBank genome assembly.